UGAAAACAUUCCGUUGAAGUGAAAUUUUGUGUGCGAACGGAGAUAGUUUGCUAAAAAAAGACCAAAAAAGUUACAAUAUACUCGAUUAAUAAUUUGGUAGAUGCGAUUGAAAUGAAUUUAUAAACAUUCACCGCGGGCUUUUGGACAUCCGCUGUAAGAACAGAUGGAUAUCGCGUCUUAUUUUCAGGCCUUUGAGUCCAGCGUCCGCAGUUAUGUUGGUGAUGACCCUUUAGACCCAUGGGAUAAGUUUGUACAGUUUCUGGAGAGCAAGUUGUCGCUGGAGGAGAGGAAGGGUCUGUCUGUGGUGUUUGACCGCCUGGUUCAAACCUUCCUUCAUGAUGAACGAUACCACAAUGACCUGCGAUACGUCACCCACUGUAUCAAAUGUGCCAGUUUCUACAGCGAUCCGAUCGAGGUGUACAGUCACCUUCACAGUCAGGGUGUGGGGACGCAGGCCGCAGCACUCUAUAUGGAUUGGGCCCUUCAGUUUGAGAAGAAAGAACUGAUUCCGCAGGCCGAGGCGGUGUACCAGAGAGCCCUGGAGAACAAGGCCCAACCGCAGGACAACGUGCUUCAACAAUACAAGCUCUUCCAGAGUCGAAUGUCUGCGAACGCUCAGACGACAGUGCCAGAUCAUGUGCGUCAGCCGCUGCAGAACUCUCAGCUCGUCAAUCAGACGCAGAGACAGAGAGACGCCGUCCAGACUCCAUGCAAGGAGUCCGAAUGUGUCUCUCCGGCACCGAGAACAGUGCGCGUGAUCUCACGCUCAGAGAAUAACCCGAGCAGGGCGGCCGGCAGUAACGGUGCUGAGAGCGUGUCCAUGUAUUGUGUGAACGAGCUGCAGUGUGAGGGAUCAGAGUUGUCUUUUGAAGAGCUCAGAGCCAGACGAUACUUCGCUAAAUGCAGACAGCAAGAGGAACAGCGCAGACUGGCGGAGGAGCAGAGGAGACUGUGGGAGGAGGAAGAGGUGGUGAAGAAGAUGAAAAAACUCCUGGAAGAUCUGGAGAAGAAUGUGAUGGGGCAGCCAGCUGAAGAGAGGAAGGAACAAGCAACAGCGUUGUUCAGCAGGACUGUAACCUCAGAGCGGGCAUCAGGCCAUCAAACAGCACUGCAGCUCCGCACCGAACUAUCCGCAGGGUAUGCUGGGAAAUUAGACAGCUUGUCCUCAAGACAUGUGACUAAAGGGAGCCGUCCCCUCGUGGCGCAGAGCUCCCGGGCUGAAUGUGUGAGCGGUGUGAGAGAGAGUGGAGGUGUGAUGCAGACAUUCAGAGAGUCAGAAGAUGCUGAGAGCUCAUCCGUCCAUCAGAUCAGAGAUCGUGAUGUGUGUAAACAGUCGGAGGCAGAUGAUGAUGAUGAUGAUGGGAAUAAUGCAGAAACAUCAUGUGGAGGGUUCAAUCACUCUCAUGUUACUCCAAACACAUCUCUGGGUUUCAUGCACGCCACACCAUCCCGAGUUCUUCCUUCCCCCACUGUCAACACACGAGAAGCUUUGGGUGUGAUCAUGGACAUGUUUCAGGUGCCCACCCUCCUGCAGGAGAGCAUGUUUAACAGUAUGAUUCAGCCUGAGGACAGCUUUGAGAAGAGCUGCAGAAUCACUGGUGGAGCCUCGUGUGUUAAACCCAACACAACUCCAUUCAUGAUCUAUCAGGACACAGAUGAUCAGGUGAACGGAGGAUCUGCUCAGUCUGUGCUCGGAAAGAAACCAGCAGUGAGUCGAGGGCUCGCCAAGAUCUCCAAAACCAGCGAGACUCCGCUCAGCACCGAGUUCAUCACAGAUGAGAGCGCAGUGUGGGGGGCUCGUAACGUCUCGCUGGACCCGUGUCCCAACCACACGCGUGAUUUCGCUCUGUCUGCUCAUCUGGUGUCAACACCGCUGCAUCCUCGCGCUCCGCACUCGUGGGAUAUGGAGCAGACGCAAGAAGAAAGUGUGCAGGUCGGAGGUGUCGAGGGCUCUGAGGAUAACCAAUACGUACGGCCGCUCACUAAACUCAGUCCAAUCAUGGAGCAGAGUCCAUUAGAUGACAAGCCGUCAGAGAUGGUGGAGUGCAGCAUGCGGGCUCAGGGCACUAUCGUCGGCGAGGGCGUGUCUUUGGCUCAUCAUACUCAGGGUGCUUCUCUGACACAACACAAUCAUAGCACCAACAGCAGCAGACAUCCGUUGGGCACCCUGUCGUUCCCCGACCAGACCACGCUGCGGACGGACGACGACUCUGGGAAAUCCGUCAGCGCCAAACCCAGCUGGAGCAUCUACCAGAGCCCGGACAAAGAGCCGGGAGCAGAUCUCAUACCUUCUGAAGUUUCGGAGAGAGACGAGCAUCAAGACGCAGCUGAUGUUCUCCUGCCCAAGAGAUCCUUUCACAGGAGAAAGUCCGGGAAGAAACCACUGGAGAACCAGGACGUCCUCAUGAGUCCCAAAGCCUCACCGGGACUGUCCUGGUUACAGGUGGAUGCGUCUGUUCCCACGGCAGAAGUAGAUCUUGAUGUCAUGAUGAGUCCUGGCAGGACUGCAGGAGUACACCAGAACACUAGACCUAUGUGGACCAUCUACCAGAGUCCAGAGAAAGUCCCUGAACCAGACUUCCUGUGGGCGAAGAGCCCUGAGCCAAUGGCAGAGCAGGAUUCGGACGUGCUCUCGGCUCAAGAGGAAGUCCAGUUUCUGCUUCCGAAGAAAUCGUUCCAGCAGCGGAGGUCCGGAACGGAGGCUGUGCGCAUGUUGCACGAAUCUCUCCUGAGGAGUCCGAAGCCGGUCUGUGAACUAGCCCCGGAGGAGCCCAUGAGUCCAGCAGCAGGACGAGACCGCCUCUGGUCCGCCAGCCCACCUCGACCAACAGAGAUCGAUCUGGAUGUCAUGGGGAGCCCGCCGCAGUGCUCCGGGAAACACUCCGACAGGAGAGGAACUGCCUCGAUGAGCCCUGAGAGGAUGACUGUUAGUGCUGUGGAUGUUCCCAUGAGCCCCGAUGCGGUGGACACGCCCGCACCAGGUGGACUGCAGAUGGUGUCAGACCCCUGGGAUGAAGACCUGAUCGCUUCGCUGCUCUCCAACCUUCAACCUCCUCUGUCCUCACGUCCCAACCUCACCGUCUGGACCUGUCGUCUGCCCAGCAUCACGCCUAAAAUGACCGUCCAGAUCGCCGGACAGUCGCUGCGGGUGGAUUUUGUUCUGGGUCAGGGAGCUUUCGCUACUGUUUAUCAGGCCACAAACCUGAUGAGCUCACAGAAACUCAUCCUGAAGGUUCAGAAGCCAGCAAAUCCGUGGGAGUUUUAUAUUGACAGUCAGCUGAACGCCCGCCUGCAGCCGGCCGUGCGUCAUCUCUUUAACACAUUAUACUCGGCUCAUCUCUUCACCAACGGCAGCGUUCUGAUCGGAGAACUGCACAACUGCGGCACACUCUUGAGCGCAAUAAAUCUGUACAAGAGUCGAAGUGAGAAGGUGAUGCCGCAGCCGUUGGUCCUCUAUUUCACCGUCUGUAUUCUGCACAUGGUGGAGACGCUGCAUCAGGCCAACAUCAUACACGCCGACGUCAAACCGGAUAACUUUCUGCUGGGAGAGAGGUUUCUGGAGAACGAGUGUUUCGAUCUGGAGAACCUGGAGCACGGUUUGACUCUCCUUGAUCUGGGUCAGAGCAUCGACAUGACUCUCUUCCCAGCGGGCACAGCGUUUACUGCCAAAUGCAUGACGUCAGGCUUCCAGUGUGUGGAGAUGCUGAGCGGUCGACCGUGGAACUAUCAGACGGAUUACUUUGGCAUUGCGGGGACGGUCUAUUGUAUGAUAUUUGGGACGUACAUGCAAGUGAAGAAUGAAGGUGGAGUUUGGAAAACAAAUGGAACGUUCAAAAGAAAUGUUCACGCUGACCUCUGGCAGAAUUUCUUCCACAUGCUCCUGAACGUGCCCGACUGCGGAUCUUUACCGUGUCUGCGAACUCUCCGUCUGCAGCUGAAUGCAGUCCUGCAGGAGAAUUACAGCAGCAAACUGCGCAGCCUCAAGAACAGACUGGUGGUUCAGAUUCUGGAGUCCUCGCGUUCCUCGCGCAAAUGAAGAUGAAAAUUUUGUUUAAAACAGAUUUCUUUUAGUCGUUGUCUUGUGUGUUUUACUGCAGGAUUUUAUAUUGUGUAAAAAGAGUCAUUGAAGCCUUUUGUAAAUUGAAAUAAACCCUGGAUCAUCUCCA
Triplophysa dalaica is the source of this 4166-nucleotide messenger RNA. RefSeq names its product BUB1 mitotic checkpoint serine/threonine kinase (gene bub1). The record is from RefSeq and is a predicted model, not a curated record. Gene Ontology annotation, molecular function: ATP binding; protein kinase activity. The transcript is spliced from 25 exons. NCBI's taxonomy places the organism in Eukaryota, Metazoa, Chordata, Actinopteri, Cypriniformes, Nemacheilidae. Gene Ontology annotation, biological process: mitotic spindle assembly checkpoint signaling; meiotic sister chromatid cohesion, centromeric; protein phosphorylation. Bases 164 to 4036 code for a protein of 1290 amino acids.